Argiope bruennichi is the source of this 5829-nucleotide messenger RNA. It is a transcript of the gene Cad99C, whose product is annotated as cadherin-99C-like. The record is from RefSeq and is a predicted model, not a curated record. Gene Ontology annotation, cellular component: plasma membrane. Gene Ontology annotation, biological process: homophilic cell-cell adhesion. Gene Ontology annotation, molecular function: calcium ion binding. The transcript is spliced from 36 exons. The coding region runs from base 167 to 4909 and encodes 1580 amino acids. NCBI's taxonomy places the organism in Eukaryota, Metazoa, Arthropoda, Arachnida, Araneae, Araneidae.
UGGAAGGGCAACGGAAUGGUUGUUCAGUGGUUUUCCUCGGAUUCAUUUCAUUGAGUGGACUUAAGUGCGUGUUUAUUGGAAUUUUCUAAGAGUUUGGUGCUUCAUUUGUGAAGAAUUGAAUGGAUUUUUAAAUCGGUGGUAAUAUUGGAGCAGGAAGAGCCAGGUUAUGGCUGCCUCAGAAAGACUCCUGUUGUCGCUCUCAUUCUUUUGGCUGCUCCUGAGUCUCUGCAGAAGUCAAUGCGAGAUCGAAACUGGAGAGAGUGUGAUCAUAAUGGAUAUAUUAGAAAGCAGAGGAAAUCAAAUCAACCAAAGCACAGUGCCAAUAGAACUUCCUAUUCGUGGGCUUUCCCACCAAAUAGAGCUUGAGAUCCAGACGGCGACGGCUGAUUAUUUCGCCAUCGAAGGCAAAAGUCUACGACUCAAGAGGCCGAUCGACAGAGACGACGGGAAGCUGACGAUGAUAAGGCUACAAAUAGCGUGCAGAGAGGUCACUUCUGGUGUGCAGCGCAAUAUCCCUGUGGUCAUCCGUAUAGGCGACAUCAACGACAAUCCGCCCCUCUUUAAAGCAAGAACUUAUGAAACCACAGUGUCAGAAUUGACUCCUAUUGGCACUACCGUAUUUCGAGAUUUGUCUGCUACAGAUGCGGAUUCUGACAGCAAUGGCUUAGUUGAAUAUUCCACUUCUCCUGGAGAUUCGACGGAGAGAGACGGGUACCCUUUCUUCUCCAUCGACCUCCCGCAUCAAGGAUUGGUGACAGUUCGGAAGACGCUGGACUACGAAAGGACUGAUGUGUACUACCUCACCAUUUUGGCAACGGACAAAGCUUUAGAUCCCGCCCAAAGACUGACGUCAACUGCGACGUUGACUGUUCAUGUGGCUGACGGAGACGAUCAAGAUCCUGCAUUUGUCUAUGACGCGUGUACCUUGGUCAACGGCGCAUGCGUGAAUCCGGAAUACCACGCUGAUGUUACCAGUGGGAUUAUGUCUGGGAUGCUAAAAGUUCUACCUGAACCCAUUACAGCAAAGGAUAGAGAUUCUUUAAAUUCUGCGAUUCGAUAUUCAUUUGUAAAUGGAACUCCACCAUUCUACAAUGACUAUUUUGAGAUCGACCAGAAUUCUGGUCGAGUUCGUCAACUGAAAGCAUUAGACAGGAAAAUAGCCAAGAAUCUGGAAAUUAUUAUCAAGGCAGAAGAGAUGACAGACAGCAAACGAUUCUCGACUGCCAAACUCCUGAUUGACGUGAAAGCCGUCGACAAUUAUCCCCCUAUUUUGAUCCCUUCCGCCAUGGAGGGGUAUGUGAACGAGAAUUCUCCGAUCGGCACUACUGUGACUGUUGAUAAAGAAGGGAAGGUUCCUUUGGUCCUGAAAGUCACUGAUGCAGAUUUGAGUGGAGAAGAAGGCCAAGUUUCAUACGUUUUCGAAGUAACGACCCAUUCGUUUCGAGUGAAUUCCGACGGCUACUUGGUGGUCAACGAAGCCAAUUUGGAUCGAGACCCUCCCAAUCCCAACAAAUACACAUUUCAGGUAAUAUCCCGGCAAGUGGGCAGUCCUCCGGGAAAGGGAGCAAGCGCACCGGUGACCCUCAGCGUCCACCUGAGCAACGUCAACGACAACUCUCCGGUGAUCAAGCCUUUGCCUACCGUCCGCCUGCCGGCUGGCGACGGACUACGAAUGGUUGCAAGGGUGGAAGCGAGCGAUGCGGACGACAUCGACGGGUCAGAACACAUAGUGUACUCCAUCUAUCACGUGUCUAAUGAGGGACUUUCGAAAUUUCGCAUCGAUCGGGAUGCAGGUGUCGUCCAAGUGAUCGACAAAGUGUCAGCCGGACAACAGUACAGUAUUACCGUCCAGGCUACUGACCCUGGAGGAAGGUUCAGUCAAGGUAUCCUGGACGUCGUUGUGGUGGCGGGCCCCAAUGCUGGAGGGCCCGUCUUUCCUCAAGACAGGUACGACGCUCAGGUGAGCGAGGGGGCAGCCGUCGGAUCGACCGUCAUCACGCUCACGGCGGAAGAUCCGGAGAAGGACGAAAUCACCUAUUCUCUGAUUGAAGGCAACGUUAAUGGGGAUUUCGCCAUUGACCCUAAAAGCGGAAUCCUAUCCGUCGCUCGGCGGCUAGAUCGAGAGGAAGUGUCGGCUUAUGCUCUGGUUGUCAAAGCCUCAGAUCCCAGCAAUCUUUUUUCAACCACUACUUUGGAUAUCAGAGUAACCGAUAUUAAUGAUCAAAAUCCAGUUUUUCUGCAGUCAGAAUACAUAUUUAGGGUCGAUGAAGGACAGGCUGAUGCUUACGUCGGAACUGUUCAGGCAAAAGAUGACGACAUUUCUUUAAAUGGUCAAAUAAGGUACUCUGUAUCACAAUCCAGCGACUUCCGCAUCGACCCCCAGACCGGUGAGAUCCGUACCCUUCGAGCGCUGGACUUUGAGUCGCAGCCUUCGCAUCGCCUCAUGGUGAUGGCUCGGGACAGCGCCCCCGACUCCAGGUUCGGAACUGCGGCCGUGACCAUCCUGGUCACUGACGUCCAGGACGAAAAGCCUCUGUUUGAGAAGAGCCUCUACGAAGCCAUGGUCCCGGAGAACAAAGCCAACUACGAGGUCAUUCAACUCAAGGCUCGAGAUCCGGAUUCUGUGAGCAGUGUAACUUACGUCAUCAAAGAAGGUGCUGAAGAUCUUUUCGAAAUAGACGCCGUGACCGGAAUCAUCCGCACAAUGCAGCCGCUAGAUUAUGAGAGGCGUGCCUCUUACAAUCUUCUCGUAGGGACGAUGGAAAACGAUGGUCCGGAUCCAAGGGCCACUGCCACUGUAGCCAUCUCAAUCAUAGAUGCAAAUGAUGUCGCCCCCAUCUUCACUAGUGUUCCCCUGCCUAUUCGGUUGCAAGACACAGUUCCGCUGGGCACAGUCGUCACGACGGUCGUGGCGUCCGACGCAGAUGGAACGGCUCCCGGCAAUGAAGUGCGCUACGAAGUGACCGGAAAAGAGAAAGCGCCCACCUACUUCUUGGUGGAUCCAGUCUCUGGACUAAUUUCAGUGAAAGAUGAUCUGAGAAAAGAGCCCGAUUCGGAGUACAGGAUCGAAGUGACCGCGAAAGAUCUCGGCGUUCCCUCUCUGUCCGCCACCGCCACGUUGACUGUCUACGUGGAGCACAUCGCGACUCCAGCUCCGGACUCUGAAUUGGGAUUCGCGGAUUCCAUUUACAGUGUGGAAGUCCCCGAAAAUUCCCUGGCUAACACGCUCAUCAAGACUUUACCUGUGAUCAACAAACCGAGGGGCAACUUUCCGAUUGGCUGCCGCAUUGAUCGGGGAAAUGAGGAAGGCCUCUUCUAUGUUUUGGAAACGAAUCAACGAGACUGUGAACUGCGCUUGCAGACUGGCCACUUAGAUUACGAGAGACAAAACCGCUACGUGCUCACGGUGAGACUCGUCACUGUCGGUGGACUUUUCGGUGACUCUCGCCUUCGCACAGAUGUUUCAGUGCAAGUCGUGGAUGCGAACGAUAAUAAACCGGAGUUCUUAUUUCCAUCCCGAUAUUCCAGAGUCUUCAUCGACAAAUACAUCGCAGCUUUGUCCUACGAUGCACCUUUGGAAACAGCUUUUCUCCAAGUUCAGGCUUUUGACGCAGAUUCCGGUGCGAAUGGUUUUGUGACGUACGACAUAUCUCAAGAAUCGGAUCCUUUUCGUAGAUUUAGGAUUGAGCCUCAGUCCGGAUUCAUUAGUAAUGUAAAACCCUUGGAAGACGUUCGCGAAGAGGAGCUUCCAAUACGACUGAAAGUAGUCGCCAGGGACAAUCCCGAGCUGAGGUCAGCAAUUAUGACUCAGACUGCGCAAGUGCUGGUAAACGUGAUCCGAGAUGAAAACAGGAUGGUGCUGGUUUUGAAGAACGCCUUACCUGAUCGAGUACUGGGAAUGAAAGAAAAUAUAUUAAGGUUGAUUCACGAGCGAACGAAUGUUGUAGCGGAUGUUGAGAAGGUCGUCUCCCUCAAAAUGAUCAAAAACAAUUCCAUUGAAACUGAUACGUCUGGAAGUGACCUGUGGUUCUAUGCGAUUGAUCCAGCGACAAUGAAAAUUCUUCGGGCAGAUGAUCCCAAACUGAAAAUGUCACUACUGGAGAGUGGCCGUACGGACAGCCUGUUAGCCGAGCUAUCGCGGACGUUGGGGGUCCAGGCUGUGCAGAUUCGGCCUCCGAAACUGACACCUUUGCCAGCAGUUCCGACAGAAUUUUCUCCUCCAGCAGUUGUGCGCACAGCAACAGGUGGUGGGAUACCUCGACUCCCAACAGCAGGAGGGGAUGUCAGUGACCUUGGAGCCGCUCUCAUAGCUCUUGCGUGCAUCAUAGUGGUUUUAGGUUUUGUUGGCAUCGUCUACCACUGCUGCAUGUGGUCACGCUAUGUUGCCUACCGCGAAAGAGUGAAGAGAUUAUACGUGGCUCCACGAUACGAACCUGUCUUCGUAGAACCUAGUCUUAAGGAAUACGAGACACAGGUUUUGCAGAUGAGUAUUCCUUUAGAUGAUGACGGAGGUGGGAGCCUGGAGGAUCCUCACCUCUCCCUGACCCUUCGCGGCAUGGAAGGCAUCUCUUAUAUAGGCGGUCACGAUCACAGGGAUGGCACUGUUUCUGCAUUCGGUGGCCACCAUACUGACCACAGCUUUUCUACAGGAGGCUCCUCUCUCAACGAGAGCCGCAGCUCGCUGGGCCACAGCAGUACGGCCCGAGCCACCAGCAGUGGGGGGCCCUCGGCUCUGGAGGGAGACGCUGACCUCAUGAUACCUGCCAGUAAUCCUUUGUUCGAGGAUCCGGAACAGGAGGAAGAAUUUUCCGGAUCUCUGAAAGACGAAGGGGAAGUUGCCCUUGUAGAAACGCACGAACCACCCCACAGGUCUAAAAAGUACACCGCGGAGAACACCACGGAACUUUGAAAGCAUCUGUAAUCGGCGGCCUCAUCUCUACUUAACAUGCGUUUGCCAUCAGCACCUGUGGAAGAAAUUCGGGUUUAGUGAAGCCAGGAAGAAGCGUUUCUCUAAGAUUUUUAAAUAUGCCAGCCAAGGGGAGCUGAGAACAGACUGCAAUGAGAAAGGAAAAAAAGGAGGCGUCUAAUGAAAACUUCCAAAAUCUUGCAUAUCACAAAAUGUCAUUUGGUUUAUAUAUUCCUGGGCACGAAUUGAUAAAUCGUCGCUGUUCAUUUAGGAAACAGAAUGGCAAAACGAUUAUCCAUUUCCACGCCAGGUGUAUACGACAAGAAUAAACCGUUAACUCAUCAUGAUGAAGAUUUUCAUCUAGCGACAUUUGUUAAAAUAAUAGUUUUCACAGUCUUCAUCUAAUGCAGAGUGACUGAUUCAUUGUAAUCUUCAGUCUGUGAUAAGCAAUUUUUUAUUGUAUAGAAUAGAUCCUUAUUUGUACUUAUAUGCGAGUGAAACUGAAAUUUUGUGUGUCAGAAACAUUUGAGUUGUUUGCGACUGCUUCGGAAAAUGCAAUAUUCUUUUAAUGAAUUUUCGAUUUCAUUCACAUCUGUGUGACUGGCGAGAUCAGCUGUGUUCUUUGACAGUUUCACUUGCUCCUGGUCUCUCAUCACUGUGUACAUAUUUUCUGUGCUGUGCCAUACAUAGUAAUUUCGAGUAGCCAAAAGGAAACAGGUCGCUGCUUUCUUGUAAAGAAUUUUAGAUUGCGCUCUAUAGAAGCAUUUGAUAAUAUGUGCCUUGCAGUGAAAAUUACUUAAUUUUAGAGUUAAUAAAGGCAUUUCAUACAAAAUACGACGCCAAGCAAUUUUAUACCCCUAUAGUUUCAUUUAUGGGAUUUUCGAUCGUAAAGACAUUGAUGGUCUAUUAUUUGGAUAUUGAUU